Messenger RNA from Ornithodoros turicata, 425 nucleotides. RefSeq lists its product as uncharacterized. The transcript has 4 exons. The coding region runs from base 25 to 417 and encodes 130 amino acids. Lineage: Eukaryota; Metazoa; Arthropoda; Arachnida; Ixodida; Argasidae. The record is from RefSeq and is a predicted model, not a curated record.
CGUCUUGAAUCCAGGGUUCUUCUGAUGAUUGGGACCAACGACCUGAAGCAGCUCAAGACUGCGGAUGAAGUGAUCCAGGGCCUAUCACAAGUGAUCCACAUCUUGAUGUCUCGUGGAGUGGACAUUUUGGUUUUCACCCUUCCGCCUUUGCCACUGGCGUCAAAAACGUCUACAUCAUGGCGCACUCUCACCGCUGUCAACGAGUGGCUAAUAAGUCAGCAAAGUGCCACGGUUGAUGUCGUCAGUAUACACCGGCUUUUCUUCAAGAGAGCCCGUACACCCAACUACGCCAUGUACGAGAGGUACCGACGUCGUCAACGAGAAGCCAGCCGCCGAACGGACCUUGUUCACUGGAAUAGCAAGGGGACGGACGCUGUCCACGAGGCACUCAGGGACCCCAUCAACCGUACAAGAUGAACCUUACU